Molecule: messenger RNA, 2217 nt
Organism: Triplophysa rosa
Lineage: Eukaryota; Metazoa; Chordata; Actinopteri; Cypriniformes; Nemacheilidae
Gene: znf800b
Product: zinc finger protein 800b
Exons: 6
Coding region: 139-1653 (504 amino acids)
Source: RefSeq, a predicted model, not a curated record
CAACAGGGCAUGUGCUGCUGCUGCUGCUGCUGGAGAGUCUCGAGAAGCGUUUGGAUGGCGUAACACAAUCCAGGAGCUCAUAUCACAUCUACCAGAAAUCUGCGCAUUCUACCGAGACUCAUUUGAAGCAAGUUGAAGAUGGAGGAACCCAUGUCUGACGCCUGCACAACCCCAGCCAAUGAGAAGUCUUGUCAGACAGAUGACCUCAUGAUCGAGGCCGUCGUGCCCGGACCGGACCUCGCGAGCAAGACGCUGGUAAACUCGACAGAAAUGGGGGAUCCUCCUCUGCUACUGAGACCCCUACAGACCUCCAAAUCUGGAAUUGAGCAGAUAAUCGCAUGCUUCCGCACAGGUACUGCAGAGUUAAAACACAUUCUCCUGAAAGAAGUGGACACGAUCUUUGAAUGUAAACUCUGUCGCAGUCUCUUCCGUGGUCUUCCCAAUCUGAUCAAACACAAAGAGAUUUACUGUUUCUCCAGACUGUCCCAGCCUGAUGACUCUUCUGGAGAUGGCGAAAAGAGCAUCAAGGAGCUUCUGGAGGCCAUCUAUCCUCGCUCUGAGAAGCAGGAAUAUUUUAUGAGACUGGAGCCCAUCGCUGGUAACCAGAAUGCAGUGUACCAGUAUGUGUCCUCGGAGGAAGACCUCCCACCUUCAUCCCAGAGCCCCGAGCACACCAACACAGACGACUGGAGUCACGUCCACCUCCAUGAGCCAAACACAGAGAUGAAGGAAGGAGAGGAUCAUUGCGUCAAGGAAGAGGAGAGAGCGAGCGUUAACAAAGAUGAUGAAGAUGACGAAGGAUCUGAGGAGCAUCAGGUGUCUUCCGAGGACAGAACGGAAGAAGCGGACGUGAGCGAUUCGUCCUCCUGCAGAUGCCGCCUCUGCAACAGAACAUACAAAGUACGUGGUCGCCUUCAGAGACACCUCCGCAUCGUUCACAAGAUCAUCACCUCCUCCGAACCUACGUCAAACAACAAGAAAACCAAUGGAAAAGUUCCAGAGAGUCCCGAUGCUAACACCAGUGAUUCUCAGAAAAGCCCCAGAGAGGAGAACAAGGUGCCGUGGAAGCCCACAUUCUCCGCCGGCUUUGAUUUGAAGACGCGCUUCUGUAAGCUCUGCAGGCGGACGUUCAGCUCGGAGCAGAACCUGGCCAAGCACAUCGAGCUCCACACGGACAACGGCAGCGACUUCUUCGUCAAGUUUUACUGCUGCCCAAUGUGCAGCUACAGGACCCGCCGCAAGAGAGACGUGGUGAGACAUCUGUCCGACUUCCACAAGAAGAACUCCACCUACCUGAGCAGGAUCUCUCAGUCGCUGGAGAGCAGCGCCAUCAAGACGCCCGCCAAGGACGUGUUGAACAAAAAAAAGCCGAAAAUGCAGCAGGAAGUGAAGCUUCACAGCUCUCCGUAUCUGACGCGCAGGAACCAUAACGCGCCUCGCAAAACGCCCGGCGGUGAGAAAGGGAGAUCUGGCGUGAAAGUGAAGCGUGACAGCGGGGAAGGUAAAGUCAUGCAGCCGCUGUCCGUCUGCGGCGUGUGCGGUCAGGGCUUUAGAAAGCAGAGGCAUCUGGAUUUACACAUGAGAAGCCAUCAGAAAACUGCAGGAAGGAGGGCAGCAGCAGGUGUACGCACGAGGUCAAAGGUCAUGCAUUGAUUCUCUCUGACAAUAGACUGGAUUUGCUGCAACGUUGGAAAGAUGGACAGUUGAUAUUUUCUAACCACUUUUAAGUAUAAGAAGGAAUGAUGGUUUUCAUUUCUAGCUGCUAUCAGUUUUUGUGUUUCGCAUGUAAAAGCGACAGAACAAUAGUCUCAGAAUGGCGUUCAGUGGCCGGAGGUCCAGGCGGAGCUGAACUAAGACAAACCGGACACAUGACAACUCUGCUAUUCAGUGCAGACGUCUGGGGUUAAAUCUGAUGUCACAAAGAGCAUGAAAUUAACAGGACUAUAAUUAAAUAAGAGUCUUUAAAAAAAAACACUGCUUUAUGAACUGCUGGUAAAUGUUAAACACUCUUUAUAUUUGUUAUUCUGCAGUUCUUCAGUUAUCCGUUUCUCUAGAUGCUCUCUCUUUACUUUUAUAAUAACAUUUUUAUGGAUUUUGUGUCAUUAACAUUUCUAUUCUCAAUCACUAACUUUUUUCUCUGUGUUACAGUUCAGUUGGUUUUAUUUCUCAUAUGAGUGUAUCCACCAACAAUAAACUGAGACGAUGACUCUUCCUUUA